CAGGCGUCGUGCGGGGAUUGGAAUGCUACAAUGUAACAAUCGGAACUGGAAGCUCGAGGAUUAAAGUACUGGAAUGUCACAUUGUAUCACUCGCGUGAGAAACGCGCUUUCGGUGUAACGCGCCGAACGAAACCUGGGCGAUUUGUUAUUUUUGUGAGUCUAGAUAAUAAAACGCAGGGUUACACAGGCGGUCAGCGUUCGUGCGUCAACACUGAGGAUUUGUCACUCAAUAUACGUGAGAAUACAGGGAUUUGUCGGGAUUUCUUCCGUUGGGAAGUUUGUGACAGCGCGAAAUAACAUCGAUCUCCGGUCCAUCUCACCGACUUGCUGGUAAAUUCUCCACAUUUGAUUCCAAGAACACUUCUUUUCAAGUAGUUUCCGAUGGUUUCUGCAAACGCAGAGGAGUUUCCAUGGACUGUAGGGUUCAGAUCUCGCAUGUCAGCAGUUUAGGUCUACAUGUCUGAUGUGAUCGAAGCAGGCACGAGAGAGGAGAGCGGCAGAUCCACGCACGGGGUUUAGGUUAAAUCGCCCACAUGCGCUGGAUUUGGGAUUGGAAUCAGAAGGUGGAAGUUGAGAGCAUCAGAUCCCUUCAGGUGUGUGGAAGAUGCCGUCCAGCUGGAGUUGAGAUCUUUGGAUUCAUCAGCAAACGGCUCCAUCCGCUUCAAAGGACACAUGCAGGCCAAAAAACGCUAUUUAAUUCUCUUCUCCGCAGGCGUAUGUCUCGUUCUGAUCUUCUGCCUGCAAGGACCGGCUUCCAGAAGGAGUCCAGACCGACGGGAUGACCCCCAUCCACGCUGGCCUCACUACUCAGAUCCUCUACGAGCCUUCGUUCCCUGGCACCAGACCGACACGAAAGACUAUAACGUCCGCGCAUCUCCAAGACACAAGAGAGAUGACCGCCCUGAAGUUUACAAGUGCAGGAUGGAGUCUUGCUUCGAUUUCUCCCCGUGCAAAAGGAACGGCUUUAAAGUUUACGUUUACCCUACACAUAAGGGCGAGAAGAUCUCGGAAAGCUACCAGAAUAUCUUAUCCUCCAUCGAAGGGUCCAGGUUCUACACCUCUGACCCGGGACAGGCUUGCCUCUUUGUCUUGAACUUGGACACGCUGGAUCGAGACCAGCUUUCCCCGCAGUAUGUGCACAACCUUCGAACUAAAAUCCAGAACUUGAACCUUUGGAACAACGGGAGGAACCAUCUCAUAUUUAACCUAUACUCCGGAACCUGGCCGGAUUAUACCGAGGAUCUGGGGUUUGAUAUCGGUCAAGCCAUGUUGGCCAAAGCCAGCAUCAGCACCGAGAACUUCAGGCCCAACUUUGACAUCUCCAUCCCCUUGUUCUCCAAAGAUCACCCCAGGACUGGAGGUGAAAGGGGGUAUUUAAAAUAUAACACCAUCCCUCCCUUCAGGAAAUAUAUGUUGGUUUUCAAAGGCAAGCGCUAUCUGACUGGCAUUGGGUCUGAUACCAGGAAUGCACUGCAUCAUGUUCAUAAUGCUGAAGAUGUGGUUCUGCUCACCACAUGCAAACAUGGCAAAGACUGGCAGAAGCACAAAGAUGCUCGCUGCGACAGAGAUAACGCGGAAUAUGACAAGUACGAUUAUAAAGAAAUGCUGCACAACUCCACGUUUUGUCUGGUUCCUCGAGGACGUCGUUUGGGCUCAUUCCGCUUUCUAGAGGCUCUGCAGGCUGCUUGCGUGCCCGUCAUGCUCAGUAACGGAUGGGAACUGCCCUUCUCUGAGAUCAUCGACUGGCGUACAGCAGCAGUCACUGGAGAUGAGAGGCUUCUUCUGCAGAUCCCAUCCACCGUGCAUUCUAUCCAUCAGGAUCGCAUUCUGUCUCUCCGCCAGCAGACGCAGUUCCUGUGGGAGGCCUACUUCUCUUCUGUCGAGAAAAUCGUGCUCACUACGUUGGAGAUCAUCCAGGAUCGGGUGUUACAGCACAACGGCCGCAGUACGCUCAUGUGGAACCGCCAGCCGGGCGGACUCUUCACGCAUCCACAGUAUUCCUCAUAUCUGGGAGACUUUCCCUUCUUCUACGCCACGCUGGGUGUGAAACCACAGCAGAAAUUCACAGCUGUCAUUCAUGCCGUCACACCUCUUGUGUCUCAAUCUCAACCCAUUUUCAAGCUGUUAGUGGCUGUGGCCAAAUCACAGUACUGUUCUCAGAUCAUUGUCCUGUGGAACUGUGAUAAACCUUUACCAGCGAAGCACCGCUGGCCAUCUACAUCUGUCCCGGUCAUCGUAAUCGAGGGCGAAAGCAAGGUGAUGAGCAGUCGCUUCCUGCCCUAUGAUGUCAUCAAAACAGAUGCAGUCUUGAGUCUGGAUGAAGAUACGGUGCUUUCAACCACUGAGGUGGAUUUUGCUUUCACUGUUUGGCAAAGUUUCCCAGAUAGGAUUGUGGGAUAUCCAGCACGAAGUCAUUUCUGGGACGUCAACAAAGAGCGAUGGGGCUACACUUCCAAGUGGACCAAUGACUACUCAAUGGUGCUUACAGGAGCAGCUUUCUACCACAGGUAUUAUAACUACUUGUUCACUCACUACUUGCCGGCCAGCUUGAAGACUAUGAUUGACCAGCUGUCUAACUGUGAAGACAUCCUCAUGAACUUCCUGGUGUCCUCUGUCACUAAGAUGCCACCUAUCAAGGUCACUCAAAAGAAACAGUACAAAGAGAUGAUGAUGGGACAGACCUCCCGAGCGUCACGCUGGGCGGAUCCCGACCACUUCGCCCAGCGGCAGACCUGCAUGAACACAUUCGCCAGCUGGUUUGGCACGAUGCCCCUGGUGCAUUCGCAGAUGAGACUGGAUCCCGUUCUGUUCAAAGACCAGGUGUCCAUCCUGCGCAAGAAGUUCAGAGACAUCGAGAGACUCUAAUGAGACUAAAACCGCCGUCCCUCCAAACAGGGAUGAAUAACGGCAUGCGGCGAGCUCCAGAACCCCGCUUCGGGUGUUUAUGGGGAAAUAGAAUCCUUCAGGAGGAGCAGAUGGAGGUGGUGCUGUGCUUGAAAUAGUUGGAAGAAAUUAGGAUGGUGCAACAUCGUUAAUGUCCAAAAGGUCUGAAGUUUCGAUCAAGGCGGAUGGAAUUUGGCAUUUGGAUGCACAACAAAAAGACCAAAAGCCACUUGUGGCAGCUUUCUGUCUUCCAAGCCCCCUCCUGUAAUGCUUUGCCAAUGACAACGGUGACCAUGACAACCCACUCCGUGAUGGAAAGCCGCACGCACAAAUCCACACGCAGUCGGAAUACGAAGUACCGCACAUCGGUUUGCCUCUGGAACCGACCGCCGGCCUUGCGAGAUGUCGAUGCAUAUUUAUUCUGUUCGCCUUCCGUUGAUCCGGCAAGUGUUACUCCCCUUUUACAGACGCAGGGCGCCGUCGUGCCGAGAAUCUGAGCGUGCCCGUCACACGCAGAUCACAGCGUCACAGUGCCUGAACUUUCAGAUGGAGUUCUGAGAGUCCAACAGGGUUUUGUGUAAAUGCAAAAACACCUUGUUCAUGCUGCUUAGUGUAAUGUUUUUUUUAAAUGUGUUCCUUUCUAUAAAAGCCUUGUUGAAGUAUCAUUUUUUGUAUCGAGAUCUAACGCCACGAACAUGUCUUGUGUUUUUUCUGGUUUUCUCAAAGUCUUACAAGUGCAGCGGCAUCUCGGUGGCCAUGUGCACAGUGCAGCUUCUCUUCUGUCAUUCCCACAACCAGAUUUAUUUCAGAAAAUCAUCAUUACAUCUACGUAGUGUCUACAGAAACUGUGCAGAUAUUUGUUAAAGCCCCUCUGAUUUGGAGAGACGUUUGGAGACACGUUUGGAGACCCAUGCAUACCAAAAAAUGAAUUUCUUACUUUGUGUUUUUCCUAGUUUUUCAGUGGAAAAUCAAAAAAUUCUUAUAUCGAAAUACUUCAGAAGCAAAAUGACCGUAGAUAGUAAGUCUUGUUUUCUGUAUUCUUUUAAAUUGUGUGUUUAAAAAUAUCUGCCAAUACGGUAAGAAAAAUAAACUUGAAAUAAGCUUUACCUCUUAAUGUAAAGUACUUAAAUCAAGUUUAUUUUGAUUACGUCAUUGGCAGAUAUUUCGCUUUUUUAACCAUGAACACUGUUUCAUAAAACAAAACUUAACAUCUUAGGUCAUUUUGCAACUAAAAAAAUGUAUCUAGAUUUAAGAAUAUUUAGACAAGAGACAAAAUACUAAGUAAACACCUAUUUUGUUUCAGCGCCGUUUGUUUUCCUUAAAAUACAAGUUCAUAUUUUUGUCAAUCUCCAAUGUUUCUUUAGUCAGAAAUGACUAACACCUAAACUGUUGGUUGUGUUUUUCGUUUACUCGAGAUGCCAAACUGUCGCUUUUACUCCACACGCAAGAACAGUACAUGCAGUUGUGAUCGGUUUCGUAAACAUGUUUAAAACACGGUUCACGUCUAAGCACAAGAUACACUGUUGUCAAGAAAGUAAAUGUUACAUGAAUUAUGCGUAACGUGUACACAACAAAUCAAUGAAGACGUGUGAAAAAUACAAGAUUGUGAGGUCAGAAGAACAUCCUUCAUUCAUCAACAUCAGGUUCCAAAGAGGUACGCCCACCUUACUUGCGUAUAGGGCGGUCUUAGUCAAAUCAUACCACCAACUGACGUAGAUUUGUGGGGGUGUGGCUGAGCAUUCGCUUUGAGAUAGAACGCAUCUUUUGUUCCCAAACUUUCAUUUUUGCAAUUUUACGUGUCUAAUACAUGCAUGAGCAACACACCAAAGACAGAAAAACACAUAUUCGCGCUAUAUGACCCCUUUAAGAGAACAAGUCAGAGCGUUGAAGAAGCACACACACAAACGGUGUCGAAAUGAGGAAAAAAAACAUGAUAUUUACCGUUACCUGACGUAAAGCCGUUUUUUGUAUUGGUGCAUUUAGAAUGAGUAUCCUGAGGCCUGAUGUAUAAACGGGCACUCGAGACACGUGCGUACACUUUCAAGAUGAACGUUUUAUACAUCUUUUGGCUUAAAUUGGAUCAGAAUCCGGAUGAAAAAGAUAAUAAAUGACAUUCAGUGGAUCUAAAAAUUCCUUGUCCGAAAAACACACGUGAACAUCACAUCACAAUGCAACCUGUGACUGUUUGGUUUAAAAAUAUACGAAAAUCAGUUAUUGAUCAAGUACAUAAAAAUCCGCUUUCAAUAAUGAUUUGUAAACUUUACCGCCAGGCACGAUUUGAUGGAUCUGCCACAAAUAUAAAGACAAGUGCAUAAAGUCAUCUGCAAUCUUAUGUUUUGAACAGAGAUGGCGAUAGAGAGGCAAAAUCAGAUUUCCAUUAUAAAAAUACAGAUGCAUUCAGUUACCAUGAUAUCAACAUUUCUGUAAGUCUACAGUCAUACCACCCACCUCUAUUACACAAACAUUUCCAUUUUUAUUUCAUUAUUUAUUGAUUGGUUUACGUUAAAAUAUGAUUAUGUAUUAGAAAAACAUUUGAAACUGGAUGUCACGCUUUUGCUGUUUUCUUAGUUAUGGUAAGAACCUGACUGCAUUAAAAGAGAAAUCUGUCUUGUUUUAGUAUUCUUGAAAGCACAAUGAUGCUGGUAUAGAGUUAACUGGAUGUUUGCUGUCCGUCAGAAUAGAUGUGAAAUGUUGGUGUGAGCGAUACUAUGACAUGAGAAAUAUAUGUAAAAGUGAAAUGCAUAAGAGAAUAGAGCGGUUUUUGUCAGGUACAUCAGGAUCUGAUAAAGCUCACGCGCUUGUUCUUUUGUCUCAAAUGAACGUGCCUUUAUUUAAGACCCCUCUUAAUGAUUUUAUUAGUCUUCAACGCAGUUUUCCUCCUGUGUGACUUCUGGCAUAUGUGGGCAUAUGUACGCUGAUGCGAAAUGAAUUUAGAUGUAUUUCUUAAACACUGGAUUUUGAUGACAUUGAGUAUACAGGUGUCGGGAUAAACACACGCUAUUUUAUCCUUGAUGAAAACAGAGUAAAUGGUGGAAAAAGCCCUCAGAUGAGAUGAGGAUCAUUAUAUUCUUCUUCCGAAUGCUUACAGACAUUCCUGCGGUUUGCAAGGAACAUCAUGCUUUUACUCUGUAUUUGUGGUUUUCCCUCAGACGAGGACUUCGUUGUUCUGAUUUUGAGUUGAUUUCUUUGCUUUGUCCUUGGACCCUGUAAAGACAUUAUUUUACAUUAUUAUGAACAAUGAAAUAAGGUUUUUAAGAGAUGAAAAGUGUUUUUUU
Triplophysa rosa is the source of this 6158-nucleotide messenger RNA. RefSeq names its product exostosin glycosyltransferase 1a (gene ext1a). Bases 673 to 2865 code for a protein of 730 amino acids. NCBI's taxonomy places the organism in Eukaryota, Metazoa, Chordata, Actinopteri, Cypriniformes, Nemacheilidae. The transcript has 11 exons. Gene Ontology annotation, molecular function: glycosyltransferase activity. The record is from RefSeq and is a predicted model, not a curated record. Gene Ontology annotation, cellular component: membrane.